Dromaius novaehollandiae (emu) is the source of this 5631-nucleotide messenger RNA. It is a transcript of the gene CCDC62, whose product is annotated as coiled-coil domain containing 62. The record is from RefSeq and is a predicted model, not a curated record. NCBI's taxonomy places the organism in Eukaryota, Metazoa, Chordata, Aves, Casuariiformes, Dromaiidae. The transcript has 10 exons. Bases 221 to 1951 code for a protein of 576 amino acids.
UUCCUCCUAACGGCCGCCCGGGGGCGGGGCUUCUGCCUAACGGCCGGGGGCGGGGCUCCGCGCGCAGGCGCGGGGGCGGCGGGUUCCCAGCUCAGAAGUAGCAUCGGCGGGUGAUCAUGUAGCGCUGAAAUCAGACGGAGCCUCCAAGCUGAAUGGUACAGGUCGUAAAUAUUUAUGGGCAUCCCCUAGCGCGUGGUGGAAGUCUGAUCCCCCAACCCUUAUGAAUUCAUCACUGCCGCGCUCUGCUUCACCCCAGAAACUCAGCCCCAGCUUUGAGAACAGCACCAUUCAGAAACAGAGGCAUGAACUCCAGCUUUUGAUUGCAGAACUGAAAGAUCGUGAUAAGGAGCUCAAUGACAUGGUUGCAGUGCACCAGAGGCAGCUUCUAGCCUGGGAGGAUGAUCGGCAGCGAAUCCUGACUUUAGCAGAACGGUGCAACAUACUGGAAAAUGAGCUACACAAGAGGAAUGAAAUUAUAAAAACACUAACCAAAAGGUUAAAGCUCUUAGAAUCUCAGCAGAAUGACAGUAAGACAACACUUGAACAUACACAACAGAAGUUUGAAGAGCUGUCUCAAAAAGCAACAGACACAACUCUUCACUGUCAAGUUCUGGAGGAGAAAAAUCAAACUCUCAACUGCUCAGUGUUGGAACUGUCUGCUAAAAUAGGCCAGCUGCAAGCUAGAGAGCAGGAGCUUCUUACUAUGCUCAAGUUGAAGGACAAGGAUAUACUUGAAGCAACUGAUCACAUUACUGAAUUUACAUCUAAAUUCAAACAGUUGGAGAGUGCGUUGCGUGCCGCUAAGUCAGAAGAAUUCAGUAUCAACAAAGAAAAGCAAGACUUCAAACUGAGACUGAAAGAACUACUACUUGAAACAAAUAAGCUGAAAGAUGACCUCUGUGAAAAGAUGAAAGAAAAUAAUGAGCAGCGGGAAGAAAUCAUGCACCUCAAACAAGAAAAUGGCUACUUGAAGAAUGAGCUUGCACUUAGUGUUGAGAAAGCAAAUAGAAAGGAUCAACUUCUUCAGUUUGCCAAAUCCAAACAAGUACGGACUGACACAGAACUGUCAAGUUUGCGGCAGCAGAUCUAUGUAAAACAGCAACGUGACUUGCAAUUUCUUCAUUUCAAUUUGGAGAGCUCACAGGAAUUAAGGCAAAAGCAUGAAAAGAGGACACAUGAAAUGAGCGUAGGUAUGGCAUUCCCUGCCCCUGAAAGUAGCAGUGAAGCAGACAUGGUUAGGAGUGAGGGCACCGUAUGCGAGGAAGGUGGAACUGCACCAGUUCAGAAGUGUAGGCUAAAAACCAUCUCUGAGAUGUGUGAAGUAGAGAACAGACUGUUACUGAAUGCAUCAGACUUGGAGAAAACUACCUCAGCACACUUAAAUCGGUGUCAAAAAGUUGUGAAAGGCUUGGCUGUCCUUACAGAAGAGGAGGAAAAGCAGGAUGUUGCAUCAAGCUCCGAUGAGCCAGACAGCAAAGUAUUUUGUGAUGCAAACAACACAAGGCCUUUGAGGAUUGGGGACAUUUCCGAGAAUGGAUUGGAAAGUGGAAACCCUCAAACCUCUGAGUCAUCUUUACCUGUAUGUGAGCAUUGGCCCAACUUCAAUUCUUGUGUAGAUUUACAAAGUACUUUGAUCCAGGACACUAUCAUAUCUGACAAAACUGAUAAUGAAGACAAAAUCUGGGAAGAGAGAAAUAGAAUUUUAUGCAGCCAAAAAAGAGGAGAAACUCUUAGUGCAAUUCACAAGCCUGAAUCUGAUUCCUGUAGUAAUAACUUCAUCAUAAAAAAAGCUGCAUGGUGGAAGCCCAUAUCAGAUCUGGAAUGGAUGAAGAUUUUCAAACCCAUAAAAGGAAGUGGAAAUAUAUGGCACAGAAAAACUUGCAACUGUCUCAAGACUGCACAAGAGAGAAAGUGUGCCAGCUUAAAAAGGUUAUGUACUCAUUACAUUUAAGAAAUAGAUUGGUACAAGCUGUAAUUAUGUAGAAACUUGGUCGACAAGCUGUCUAUAAUUUGCAUUAUCUCAAGUGAUGAUGAAAGUAACUUCUGUUUUAAAAUUAGACUACCAACUUGAAAAGUAGUAAAUUUAAAAUAAGUUAAAAUAGCUCUAAGGUAUCACUAUUUUUAUGCAUUUGUUUCUUCACAUCUCUUACCCACAAGAGCUGUCUGGGUAGGAAAAGCUGCAAUACUGCAUAACUUGCCAAAUAAAGUCAUUAAGGAGAAAAAAUACAGAUUUUAAAAAUCUUCUGACUUUUGGAGAUCCUAGAUGUUGCUUUUAACUCUGGGUAAUAUGUUCAGUCUGGAGUUGGGCUUCUAAAGUGGCGUUUCUGUAAGGCAAGGAACAAACUUGUAUUUUGUGUGAUGCUUUAGUGACUGUGUUACUUUUAUUGAGAAAUCGCACAGUGACUAGGUAGGAAUGUGGGACAGGUCUCUUCCAUACAGGCUGCUUUCCUCAUCCAGGGCAAGAAAAUGAGAUGGCAAAGUUUAAAGUACAACAAUCUGUCAGCUCUCUGGUGUGCCUUGGGACUGUACCCUUGUGUUUACAUUGUGGGGGGAAAAAAGGGAUGUGUAGUUGGAGAUGAGCAGAAUGAGUUUUCUAAUGCUGGGAAGUGUCAUAAAAAUACUGGCAUGUCUUAGUGGUUUUCAAACGUCUCCAGGAUAUAAAUGCUGCUUCACAUUUGUAGAAGUUGUUUUUAUGCCUGCACAAGCAAGGACAUUCAAAGCUGUGACUUUUUCUGUGGAUUUAUCAUGCUGGUUAAUUUCCUCUAUUUCCUUUGAAAAACUGACUUGCUGAUCAAUUGCCAACUGUAUUUUGGAAGGAUUUCUGAAGUUUUACAGAGAUUUCAUAGCUGCCUUUUAGACUGGAGGAGGAGAAAGAGGAGCAGUUCUUCAGCUGGUACGGUUCGAGUACAGUAAAUAAACAGCUGUUUAAACCUGCUAAGAAUUUUACCAGCAAGUCUGGCCCAGCAUCCAAACAGAGUAACGUUAUGGAAGGGAAGUGUAUGAUGUGCCAAUGCUUUUGUUCUGUAUUGUUUCUAAACAAAAAAAGAAAUUACAGAAAUUGUUACUGCAGAGAGACAGAUAUAUUCAAAAACAAGGUGAAUAGGCAGCCACUGAAAAAAGAGUGCUGUAUUAUCCCAUACCCAUGCCGCUUAGCUGAGCUUCGCAGAGUGUAUGGACUGUCUAGUUUCCAUCCUUCUUAAAUCAUAAGAAAGGCUCUAUCCCUUCCCCUUAGGUCUACCCUUAUCUCUCCUUAUCUGCUCUCCCCAGCAGGACAAAUGACACACUCCCAUGCCUCCAAAUCUCUUUUGAGAUAAAAACUGCUUUAAGUUUUUUGUCUUGCUCCUGAGGUGGUUUUAGGGGGAGAAGGAACAAAUUCAACACAGACAAUGUAGGUAGAACAGACUUCCUUCAGCAACGCAGAGCUGCUCUACUCGUUUGGGAUUUGCUACUGGUGAGCUAUCAAGUUUUCUUGAUACCUGCAUUUGUUCCUAGGAGCUCUGCUACUUGGAGAAAACCCCCAAACUGUCUCUCUGCUGUCCAGCCACUGCUGACUGUCUCAUCUGCCACUGAAUACAUUCUCUCCCCUGAAAUGGGAGGAAAAUUUAGUAUUGCAGUCAUCAGUGUGGACUUAUUGUUCAGGCAUUAAUGGCAACAUGGCAUUCCUUCUAGGACUUGAAUGUGGAUCCUCCAGUUUUCUGUUGCUGGCUUCCCAGUGCUGAUGAUGUAUUUCGUGUGUAGGGGAGGGUGCUGGCACUUCCCUGUCAACGCAGCAAAUAUUUUUGACAUGAGUUCUUGAAUUCUGGAACAGCUAACAAGAAGGCUCUUAACUUAGUGAAAUAUCUUAUCUAGCUGCAAGAGUGCUUGUGAAAUACUGUAAUGCAGGAAUCGUUUCUUUGUGCUCUGACUUAGUGUGACUUCAUUUCUGUUGGAGAAAUAUUGCUGGCUUUGGAUGAUAAUGCAGAUUCUGUUUUUUAAUUUGGAGCCUCAGCAGAGUUAUUUGUUCUGCAUGCUCCUGCCGGCCUGUUGCACCUGUUCCCUAAAACAGCCCUCUGCCCCAAAAUCAAACCUGUUUAUUUCUUUCCACCACCACCUGUGUAUUCUUCAAAACUGGCUGUGUUCAUUGAAUAACCUCUGUCCCCUACUUCGAGGCUGCCACGUCUGAGUCAGAUCUCUCCUAAAGGGCCUUUUCUUCUCAGAAGCUUGCAGACAUGAACUCCUCUCUCUUGAAAGCCUGUUGUAUUCUAGUGUUGUGCGAGAGGAGAGGUAAAAUGAGGCAGAGCGUACACUUCUGAGCUGGCAUCUCUCAGAUGGGCUUUUUCUUAGAUUGAAUGUCAUUUAAAAGAAACCUUUCUGUAACAGUCUUGCCAGGUAUGGAAUGUGGUGUUUCACCAAAAUAAAUAUCUAAAGAAUAUUUAAUGAAAUGUUACGAAUUUGAAAAGAGUAUUUUCUUUUUUUCUUUUUUUGGUUACUUAACUGAUCAAGCAGGGCUAGUAAACCUUGCUGUGUUCAGAAGAGUAAGGAGUACAGAAAUGUUUUAUUUUGGGAGAUAGCCACUAUUUUAUUCACUCUGUAAAUAAGAAUAAUACGUGUUUUUAAACUGUACGAUGCAGAAAUUAGCUGUUGAACAUGAAAUAUGAAAAUGAAAUGCACGACUUGAAAGUGCCAGCAGAUACCAGGGUGUGCCUUUGACCGAGCUCCAGACUGCCUUCAGUGCUGUGUGAAAACAUAGCGUGGGGGCCGCUGACUUCUCUUACUCUCUGCAACGUCGUUCCUCUGACAGUUACCUUAAUCCCUGGGGCCUAACAUACAGUUAGGGUGCUACUGGGUUUCUGUACUGCUAGAGUAGAUGAUCAAGAUGAUUUCUAAUGCGCUACAGCUUUCAUUUGUUCUAGUUUUAACCUGUGGUUAUUUGGUGUUGAAGCUGUGAGAGGAAUUUGGUACAUAGUGAUAAAAUUGGCCUGUAAGCAAUUAAAAUUAAGAACUGUUUCUGUAGGGUAGGCUAUAAUAAAGUUAAGUUUUCGUGUGAGAAGGUGUAACAGAGAAAACUUUCAAUCCUUUGACAUGCAUGUUAAGGGUAAAGGACCUUUUGUAUUAGGGCAAGCUUGUGAUGGUUGUGAGUCCGUAUUCAAACAGUAAUAAUGUGCUGGGUAUGAUUUGUUGCUCUAACUGACAUUUUACUUGCUUUUCAGAUGCUCCUAAAUACACUAAAAUGUAUUUGGAGCUAAAUUAAUACUUUGUUUUGCUUUAAAACCUUGGGGAGUAUUCAUGCCGAUAGGUCUUAGGCUUCAGCUCUACACUGAAAUGGUAGUCAAGCAACUGAGUUUGGGGUUUAAUGACAGUUUACCAAAAUUACACUUCAAAUGUACUGUUUGCUUCUGUAUUAAAAAUAAAUAAAUAAAGUCUCUUGGGGGAAGCUGUCCUGUGAUCUCCGAAGUGAGAUAAUGACUUCAAAAGUCUGUAAGAUUCUCUUUAAAAGUACACCUACAAAUACUAAGUUUGCUUAAUGGUUAAUUUAAAAAAAACAGGAGAAGGGAAUGAGAGAAGGAAGAGUACUAGAGUAUUGGGAGGAACUAGGUAUUGCCUUAUGUGUUUGCUCUUUGUAAAGUUAAAUAAACCAUGUGGUAAUAGGGA